This is a messenger RNA of Silurus meridionalis, 1801 nucleotides long. It is a transcript of the gene arl3l1, whose product is annotated as ADP ribosylation factor like GTPase 3, like 1. The record is from RefSeq and is a predicted model, not a curated record. Lineage: Eukaryota; Metazoa; Chordata; Actinopteri; Siluriformes; Siluridae. Gene Ontology annotation, biological process: cilium assembly. The transcript has 7 exons. The coding region runs from base 495 to 863 and encodes 122 amino acids. Gene Ontology annotation, molecular function: GTP binding; GTPase activity. Gene Ontology annotation, cellular component: microtubule cytoskeleton; cytoplasm.
GAAUAGCCUGGGGGAGGUGAAAGGAACAGAAGAAGGUGUAGAGGUUGCUGCUAACCGUAGACUACUAAUCCAGUCCAUGUCCCUUUUCUCUCCUAGUCGUUCUUUUGUGAAAUAAAGUUUCUAGAGAACUAAUAUCUUGUGAGGAGAACUUGAUAACGGAGAAGAGCCACACCUGAACACAGUGGAUUUGUACUCACCUUGUUACAUAGCAUGUAGGUUAUUUGCCCUCCUUCUGUCUUUCCUGCCAGCGUAGUUACAUCAAAAUGGGUGAAAUCCAAAAGUUUCAAACAUUUCAUCCAUAGACAUCUGAAGCAGAGGGUUUGUUUUCCGUCAUUGAGAAACUAAAGGGAACGACAGAAAAGGAGCUUCGGAUCGUCCUUCUCGGUCUGGAUAACGCUGGGAAAACCACGCUACUGAAACAGCUCGCAUCUGAAGAUGUAAAUACAGUUACACCAACUCAGGGCUUCAACAUUAAGAGUGUAACCUGUCAUGGAAUGAAACUGAACGUCUGGGACAUUGGGGGGCAGAGGAAGAUCCGUUCAUUCUGGAAAAAGUAUCUGGAGAACACAGAUUUGUUGAUCUAUGUCAUCGACAGCGCAGACAAGAAGAGGUUUGAAGAAACGGGCCUGGAGCUCUCAGAACUGAUCGAUGAGGAGAAUCUUAAGGGAGUGCCUGUUCUCAUUUUUGCCAACAAGCAGGAUCUGACCACAGCUUCUCCAACCAGCGAGAUUGCAGAGGGCCUCAACCUGCACACAUACCGGGAUCGAGAGUGGCAGAUCCAGGCCUGUUCAGCUAUUUCAGGUGAAGGAGUUCAGGAUGGAAUGAACUGGAUCAGCAACAAUAUUGUAAAUAAGAAGAAGUAAAUACUUCAAUACUAGUAUUUUGAAUAUAUUUUAUAAGUUAUAUAAAUUAAAUGUAUAAUCACUGAUAUCAGGAAGACUUCUGCUGUUUGAUAUACAGGAUCUGACCAGUGGCUCUAUAUACAGUGGACAAGCUAAAGACAAGCAAAAUGUGGAAAAAGGCUGCGAUAGUUAAAAUGGUAUUCUUCUUCUAUUAUGGAUACUGUUUUUGCAUUCUAGCUGCAUAUAAUGAUACAAACAGAGUUGCAUCCUAGAAACGGAUGAGUCAUGCGUCCAUAUGAGGCAUUCACUGGUGAAAACAAUUUAUAGAUUUGUAGAUAGUUGGUUGUGGAGCGGCGUGUUGGAGGAACAAUCUCAAACAGAGAAGCUUCUUUCCUGACCUGAACUCUUGUUCGCUCAGUUAUAUUUAUAUAUUGUGUGUUCUUGGUCUUCUGUACCUUUUCCAGUAACCUGUGAGCCUCAAUUAUGUCAUUAAAGCAUUUUCUGUCAGUUAACUCUCUGUAUAUCUAUACAAUCAACCAAUAAUGUAGCAAAAAAGAUCAUUUCAUUUAGAGCAAUGUUACAAGAAAUAUCAUAAUAGGGAAAAUAUUAUUGGAAAAACAAGAAUGAUAAUGGAUGAUGUGGAUGAUAAGAGUGGAACCUGUGUGGGUUUUUUUGCUGCUGUAUCAAAUCCACCUUAAAGUUAGAAUUUUGUGCAUUUUUUGAUGCUUUUUUCUCAUCCUGGUUGAACCAAUCUGGCCAUUCCUCCCCUGACCUCUCUGUUCCACCUGCUGAUUGGAUAUUUGUGCUAGUCAGUACAUAUACUAUACUGACAAAGGUAUUGGGACACCUGACUUUUCCAGCCAUAUGUGGUUCUUCCUCAAACUGUUACCACAAAGUUGGAGGCUCAAAUUUGUAUAGUGUGUUUUGGUUUGACAUUAAAUUCCCCCCUGCAUGACAAA